Messenger RNA from Staurois parvus, 318 nucleotides. Lineage: Eukaryota; Metazoa; Chordata; Amphibia; Anura; Ranidae. The record is from the annotation of a GenBank genome assembly.
AUACAGACUGCUUCUACAAACAUUUGUGAAAGACUGUGCAAUAAGCCCAUCCGUGACAUUUCCUUGCUACUAAAUAUUCCACGGUCAACUGUUAGUGGUAUUAUAAUAAAGUGGAAGCAACUGGGAACAACAGCAACUCAGCCAUGAAGUGGUAGGCCACGUAAAAUGACAGAGCGGGGUCAGCGUAUGCUGAAGCACACAGGGUGCAGAAGUCACCGACUGUCUGCAGAGUCAAUAACUAAAGGCCUCCAAACUUCAUGUGAACUUCAGAAUAGCACAACAACAGUGCAUAGAGAGCUUCAUGGAAUUGGUUUCCAU